This is a messenger RNA of Aspergillus bombycis, 1932 nucleotides long. Its product is annotated as putative alpha-L-rhamnosidase B. The record is from RefSeq and is a predicted model, not a curated record. The coding region runs from base 1 to 1932 and encodes 643 amino acids. Lineage: Eukaryota; Fungi; Ascomycota; Eurotiomycetes; Eurotiales; Aspergillaceae. Gene Ontology annotation, biological process: carbohydrate metabolic process. The transcript is spliced from 3 exons.
AUGGCUCUGGGGUACCGGUUCCCUCUUCUCCUGUGUCUGCUGGCGCUCUUUCAAUUUGCCCUGGCGCAAAAAUGCUGGCGAGAUGUCACAUGCGCCGGACCGAAAGAUAGCGCCUUUCCAGGGCCGUGGGAGGAAAACAUUUACGCGCCAUCGUCCAGAACCGUCAGCCCUAAGCGGACGAUCUUAUCGCUGGCCAGACCGAACGCCACGGUCGAUUAUCAAAAGUCUAAACCGUACACGUUGCGCGGAAAUGGAUCGGCAGUGGUGUUCGACUUCGGGAUCGAGGUGGGCGGCAUCGUCACGCUGAAUUACACCUCUAAAGGCGGCCGCGGCGCCCUGGGCUUGGCUUUCUCCGAAGCGAAAAAUUGGAUCGGAGAAUGGUCGGAUUCCUCCAAUGGUGCCUUUAAGGGUCCUGAUGGUGCUUUGUAUGCUAAUUUCACGAAAGAUGGGUCCACGUCGUAUGUGAUGCCGGACGAGUCUCUUCGUGGAGGGUUUCGGUAUUUGUCGGUAUUCUUGGUCACAGAGGAUCAAGUUUCGGUCGAUGUUGAUGCCGUGAGCUUGGAGAUUGGUUUCCAGCCUACCUGGUCUAAUCUGCGGGCGUACCAAGGUUACUUCCAUUCCAAUGAUGAUCUCCUGAAUCGCAUCUGGUACAGUGGGGCCUAUACGCUGCAGACCAAUGCUGCCCCUGCGGACACGGGUCGUCAGGUGCCGAUGCUCACGAAAGGAUGGGCCAAUAAUGCGACCAUGGGACCUGGAGAUACGAUUCUUGUGGAUGGUGCGAAGCGAGAUCGUGCCGUAUGGCCGGGCGACAUGGGCGUAGCAGUUCCAGCGGCGUUCGUUAGCACUGGCGAUUUGGAAAGCGUAAAGAACGCCCUGCAGACAAUGUAUGAUACUCAGGAUAAAUCAACGGGCGCUUUUGACGAAUCAGGACCACCGCUGAGUCAAAAAGACUCGGACACCUACCACAUGUGGUCCAUGAUAGGAACGUACAACUAUCUGCUGUACACCAACGAUACCUCCUUUCUCUCGAAGAACUGGAACAAGUACCAAAAAGCUAUGGACUAUAUCUACAACAAAGUAGAUAACUCAACCGGUCUGCUGAAUGUCACCGGCACGCGCGACUGGGCCAGAUGGCAGCAGGGACUCUACCAUACCCUGACAACAGGUGCACAGCUAGCCUCCUGGGCAGGCUCCAGCACCCUCACAAACAAAUGGAACGCCCAAGCAACAGGCCUGGCACAGUCCAUCAACGAGUAUUGCUGGGACGACGAGUACGGUGCAUUCAAAGACAACGCCACAAUUACAGCGCUACACCCACAGGACGCAAACAGUCUAGCCCUUCUCUACGGAGUCGUUGACCCAGAAAGAGCCAGCAGGAUCUCCAAGAAUCUACUGCAAAACUGGACCCCGAUCGGCGCAGAGACACCCGAGUUACCGAAUAACAUCUCUCCAUUCAUCUCAUCCUUCGAAAUACAGGGCCAUUUUGAGAUUGGCCAGUCCGCCCGAGCGCUGGAGCUCAUCCGACGAAGCUGGGGCUGGUACCUCAACAAUCCCAACGGUACCGAGAGCACAGUGAUCGAGGGAUAUCUAGUCGACGGCUCCUUUGGAUACAGAUCCGGCCGCGGGUACGGUAACGAUCCAUCGUAUGUCUCACAUGCACAUGGGUGGUCCGCUGGUCCAACGAAUGCGUUGACAACCUACCUCCUGGGUCUCUCCGUCACGUCGCCGCGCGGCCUGACGUGGAAAAUUGCGCCGCAGUUUGGCGAUCUCAAGACCGUCGAGGGCGGGUUCACGACUUCGCUGGGGAAAUUCCAGGCGUCUUGGGAUAAAGCCGGAUGGGUACACGCUGCAGUUUUCCGUUCCGCCUGGGACGAAGGGGAACCUAACGUUGCCAUAUGUGAGGAGCUCGGAGAAGCCGUCGAUCACGAUUGA